AACAGCACAAAGGUCACAUGACACAGCCAGAUGUCAGCUGGACUUCAACAUGGUGGCCAUCACUGAGUUUCAGAAGAUAGGCGUUGGUUUGAUGGGAUUUGGCUUGUUCUUUCUUCUCUUUGGAGUCCUGCUGUACUUUGAUUCUGUUCUGUUGGCAUUUGGAAAUAUCCUGUUUCUGUGCGGGCUGACUUUCAUCACAGGCUUAAGAAGAACAGCACACUUCUUCUUCCAGAGACACAAGUUUAGGGGCUCGUUCUUCUUUUUGGGAGGGGUCACUCUGGUGCUCUGCCGCUGGCCCAUCAUUGGCAUGGUCGCUGAAUGUUAUGGCUUUGUGCUUUUAUUCAGGUCCUUCUUCCCUGUAGCGUUGAGUUUUGUGCUGUCAGCUGUAAAUUUACCAUUCCUCAGUUCGUGGGUCUCAGGCAGCUCAUCGAUGGUCUGAUGAUCGGGGCGUAUAGGAGUAUAGUAGGUUUAUCAAUAUAACAUG
Messenger RNA from Periophthalmus magnuspinnatus, 484 nucleotides. RefSeq names its product golgi transport 1A (gene golt1a). The transcript is spliced from 5 exons. The coding region runs from base 50 to 439 and encodes 129 amino acids. Gene Ontology annotation, biological process: retrograde transport, endosome to Golgi; endoplasmic reticulum to Golgi vesicle-mediated transport. Lineage: Eukaryota; Metazoa; Chordata; Actinopteri; Gobiiformes; Gobiidae. Gene Ontology annotation, cellular component: endoplasmic reticulum; membrane. The record is from RefSeq and is a predicted model, not a curated record.